This is a messenger RNA of Trypanosoma theileri, 2844 nucleotides long. RefSeq lists its product as uncharacterized. Lineage: Eukaryota; Euglenozoa; Kinetoplastea; Trypanosomatida; Trypanosomatidae. Bases 1 to 2844 code for a protein of 947 amino acids. The record is from RefSeq and is a predicted model, not a curated record. The transcript has a single exon. Gene Ontology annotation, molecular function: nucleic acid binding; zinc ion binding.
AUGACUCAACGACCCGCACGUCCAUUACGACUUUUACAAUCCUCAUGGAAUAUGAAUCUCGUGCGGGAAUCCACACAAACUCCUUCUUCUUCUUCUUCUUCUUCUUUAUUGGCGGUGUAUAAACCCAGCGGCCUUCCAUACUUCUCCGCCUCUCAACUCACACCGCAGGGAAAUCAUUCCGCUUCCAAUGCCGGUAGUGGAAAACAUCUCUUCACCGCCGCAGCCGCCGUCCAUCAUUUACCAGCCGUCUCCACAAGUGAUAUGAGUGAUUCUCUUCUCAGUCGAUUAACGGAUUUACUUCCACCAGGAAAAGGUACACCGCGUAUCGUGUUGCCUCUCAUGCAUCCCGCACUCACACGGUAUAGUUCCGCUGCGUAUGUGAAUGGACUUACUUCUCAACGUAAAGGGACGACACUUAUUGCGUGUUCUUCUUCAGAGUUUAUGUUUCUUCGUAAUUGUCAUUAUUUACGGCUUGUGCGAAGUGUUUAUCGUGUGGUUUGUCGGAUUCCAUCAUGUGUGGCUGCCCGAGUGCGAGUAAAGACAAGAACACAAAUGACAGAAGAGCAGGAAAGGAAAAAUGCAUUUAAGAAUCCAUACAUUCAACAAUUCCUUCAACAAUCAAGUGGAUCUUCAGGAGAAGUAGAUGGUAUUUCAUUAGACACGAAUAAUAUGAAUAGUAGUAGUAAUGGAAGUGAGAGUGUGGGAUUACCAAGAUGUGCAUAUCCACAUCCACUCCUACAAGGAGGUUUUUACAAUAUCAAAGAAAGGAAACUACUACGCUAUGGUACAGUAUCUGGAUAUCUUAGUUCAUAUAAACUACCACGUCAUUUACAAACUGUAGUGGCUCAACAAAAACGAUUAAAAUCCCUUUUUCUUUCACCAACAGGUGUACAUACCACCACUUCUUCUUCUUCUUCCACUUCAUUAUUAUCAUCUCAUACACCUGCUAUUGUGAAUGAAAAUAACUGUGAAGUCUGUAGAGUCAAAUCCACUGCUGGAAUAGACACGGAAUCCCAUCCAUGGAUAGAAGAAGAAUACCGCAUGCGUGUAGGACUGGAUGUAAAGAUGGCAGCAGGAAAAACAACGGCAUCUGAAAUACAUGAAUUACAAGAGAAUACGAAUAAUAAUAGCAACGCAUCUUCUUUAGAUUUAUUAUCAUCACAAACACGAGGAUUACAAUCUAUUGUGGGAAAAUCAUUUAAAUUUGAUUUUAGACUUGUACGUAUGAGUGAGUCCUGUGAGUUUGCCUUGUAUGAAGUCUCUACAAAUGAUGCCUCUGAGGAAGAAAUCAAAGCCGCCUUUGCCGCUUCUAAUCUCUUUGUAUUAAAUGAUUUUGUAAAUGAUAUGACCUUAGCGAAUGCCAUGAUGGAAGUUACUCAACAACUUCAUAGACUUCCACAGGCAAAAUUAUCUCAAUUACCAAUGGCACUUCAACAUACACUUCGACAAGGUUCUCCUGUGGAGUUGGUAGCUGAACCUCUUUUCACCACAACAGCUCCAUCAAGUAAUAUACAUACAUCAUCCUCUACCUUAACAGAACAUGUGAAUUCCUGUGGAUAUCGUUAUUCAUUUCUUUUAGAAGCUCUUAUGCAUUUAAAUAACGAAUCCGCUUAUCAACGUGUGGCUCAAUUGGCUUUAGGAUCUGGUGUGGAAUGUGCAGCUAUUCAUUUCCCAGAUCCAACAGAAGACUCUAAUGCCUAUGCAGUUCAACAUUUAUUACUACGUAUGCAAGAAGAAAAAGAAAAAGAAAAAGAAGAAUUAACAGAUGCGUAUUGUAAAAGAGUAGCGGAUCGUAUGAUAUUUGUGAGUCGUGGGAUUUCAAAUGAAUGUGAAACUUACAAUAGUGUAUUAAAUAAUAAUGAUCAUCGAUUACAAAUCCCAUCACCAGAAGAAAUUUCUAAUUUGUGGGGUAAUGGACCUAUUUCUGCGGCUGUACGAAGAGAAGAAAUGAGUGAAUUGGGAUGUGUAUAUUGUGGGGCAAGUGGACAUGUGUGGAGUUCAUGUCCAGAGGGAUUUCCAUUGUUAACAAAUGAAGUAACAAAGGCGAAUACAUCAUUAGAUAAUCAUAGUCACAAUACUAAUGAAAAGGAGAAUAAUAAUAAUAAUAAUAAUAAUAAUAAUAAUAAUAAUAAUACUUCCAUGUUAACAAGCAAUAUGGAUCCCCAUAGGAAAGAGGAUACAUCUAAUACUAUGCUUCUCUCAACUGUAGAGGAUGUACGGGAUGCUCUUCAACAAACAUCUACAGAUUCCACACAUACCAAUAUAUAUACAUGGAAUACGGAGAAAAGUGUGAUUUCUAUUCCCAACACCGCCAGUACGCAGGCAUUUAAUCCACACGCCUAUCGUCGUAAUAACGCACGGCCGGCAUUACAUCAACAUCGUUUACGUUGUGCCUACUGCAGUGGACGACAUCACAUCACACAAUGCCCAAAACUCUCCGGUGAGGCUUCUGAAGAUAAUAAUAAUAAUAAUAAUAAUAAUAAUAAUAAUAAUACACCAUAUCUUCACAGUGAGAAAUUUCCUCCACAUGUGAAGGAACGACUCUUUUGUAUUAAAUGUGGACACUACGGACAUCUUUACACAAACUGUCCAUCUCUGCCAACGGGUCUACACACUGCUCUUCACUGUCCACUGUGUUUACUACCGCAUAGAAAGAUUCGACACACCCCAACGCAGUGUCCACGGCGUGUGAGUCCACCGCGUGAUUAUUUACCAAAUGGAGUGCCGGCCGCAUUUAGACAAGAAGAGAAGAGUGGGACUCAUCAUCGUAAACAUAACAGCAUGAGAUCUCGUGGUGGGAGUGGUGGAGUACUUCUCUCAGAUUCUUUUCUCUCACAGAAGUAA